CAGUCCCACGUGUGUUCCUGGAGCAGCUCCGUCCUGGUGUUACAUGUGGUUCAGCUUCAAACCAUGAAUUUAUAGAAUUUAACAUUACAAUAGUCCGUUUUUCUGUCAGCCAUGCUGUUCGGUAAGGAGGUGCCAUGGCGCCGACUGGAGGGGAUGUCGUUCGGGAUGUACUCCUCCGAGGAGAUCCGGAAGCUGAGUGUGAAGGCGGUCACUAACUCCAGGUUCCUGGAUGCCGUUGGGAACGUGGCCCCUAACAGCCUUUACGACCUGGCCCUGGGACCGGCCGACAACAAAGAGGUGUGUUCGACCUGCUGUCAGGACUUCAACACCUGUCCAGGACACCUGGGACACGUAGAGCUGCCCCUCCCCGUCUAUAACCCCCUGCUGUUUGAUAAACUCUACCUGCUGAUCAGAGGCUCCUGCCUCUCCUGCCACAUGCUGACGUGUUCUCGAGCUUCCAUCCACCUGCUGCUGAACCAGCUGAAGCUGUUGGACCAUGGAGCCAUGCAGGAGGUCUACCACAUAGAAGGGGUCCUCAACCAGCACCUGGAGGAGAAUCCUAAGGCGACAGGAGACGAGAUCGAGCAGAUACUCCGAGAUUUCACAGACGGGAUCAUUGGAGGGAGCACUAAGAGUUCAGACAGCAUCAGACCGAUUAAACACCUGGUGGAGAAGAAGGGCAGUCUGAUCAAUGACUUCUGGAAGAUCCAGAUGAAGACCAGGAAGUGUCCGUACUGCAGGAGUGGGAGGUUCACGCUGCGGCGAGAACACAACAGUAAACUGAUCGUCACCAUGCCUUCAGGAGCGCAGACCCUCGGAAACACUGACGAUGAACUGAUGGCCGGGAAGAGAGUCUACCUGACCGCCAGCACUGCCAGAGAACACACCAACAAUCUGUGGGAGAAAGAAGGGUUCUUCCUGAAGUGUCUGUUCUCUGGCCUGGAGGAGGGGAUGGUGUCUCAGGAGGGGGGCAGAGGUUUCUAUCCAGACCUCUUCUUCCUGGAGCUGCUGGUGGUCCCACCGUCCAGGUACCGUCCAAUCAAUCGGCUCGGUGACCAGAUGUUCACCAACGGUCAGACGGUCAACAUGCAGGCCGUCAUGAAGGACUGUGAGAUCAUCCGGAAACUUCUGGCUCUCAUCGCUGGAGAGAAAACAUCUCAGGAGGAGGCUCCAGAACAAACAGACCAGACCUUUCUGACCGGGAUCCCCGGCCUCACGCUAACAGAUAAACUCUACAACAUCUGGAUCCGCCUGCAGACCCACGUGAACAUCGUCUUUGACAGCGAGAUGGACAAAAUGAUGGCGGAGAAGUACCCAGGAAUCAGACAGAUCUUGGAGAAGAAGGAUGGAUUGUUCCGGAAACACAUGAUGGGAAAAAGAGUGGACUACGCUGCUCGGUCUGUCAUCUGCCCGGACAUGUACAUCGGGACGAACGAGAUCGGAAUCCCCAUGGUGUUUGCCACCAAGCUCACCUACCCUCAGCCCGUCACGCCCUGGAACGCGAAGGAGCUCCGGCAGGCCGUCAUUAACGGGCCAAACGUCCAUCCCGGAGCUUCCAUGGUGAUCAACGAGGACGGCAGGAAGACCAUCCUGUCAGCCAGCAGUCUGGCACAGAGGGAGGCCGUAGCUAAGCAGCUGCUGACCCCCAGUCCUGGUCCUCAGAAGAUGCCCAUGAAGAUUGUGAACCGUCACAUAAAGAACGGAGACGUUCUGCUGUUAAACAGACAGCCGACCCUGCACAGACCCUCCAUCCAGGCCCACUGUGCCCGGAUCCUCCCAGGAGAGAAGGUUCUACGGCUCCACUACGCCAACUGUAAGGCGUACAACGCCGACUUUGACGGAGACGAAAUGAACGCACACUUCCCUCAGAGCGAGCUGGGCCGAGCGGAGGCCUACACCCUAGUCAGCACCGACCAGCAGUACCUGGUCCCUAAGGAUGGGAAACCUUUAGCGGGGCUGAUCCAGGACCACAUGGUCUCAGGAACACGGAUGACCAUACGAGGCUGUUUCUUCACCAGAGACCAGUACAUGGAGCUGGUCUACCGAGGACUGACCGACAAACCGGGGCGGGUCCGACUGCUGCCUCCGGCCAUCUUCAAACCUCAGCCGCUGUGGACCGGGAAGCAGGUCGUCUCCACGCUGCUGCUGAACGUGAUCCCACAGGACGCCGUGCCUCUAAACCUGGUUGGUAAAUCCAAGAUCCCCGGUAAAGCCUGGAUCCAGGCCCCUCCCCGAGUGGCUCCAGGAUACAGACCUGACAGCAUGUGUGACUCACAGGUGGUGAUCCGGGAUGGCGAGCUGUUGGUGGGCGUCCUGGAUAAGGCUCACUACGGCUCCUCGGCCUACGGUCUGGUUCACUGCUGCUAUGAGCUCUACGGAGGAGAGACCAGCGGGAAACUGCUCAGCUGUCUGGCUCGACUCUUCACCGCCUACCUGCAGCUCUACCGAGGUUUUACUCUGGGUGUUGAGGAUAUUUUAGUCCGACCAGGAGCCAACAGACAGAGGAGGAAGAUCAUCCAGGAGUCUCUGAAGAUCGGCACUAAAGCCCUGCAGGUGGCCUUCAACCUGCCCCCCAAUGUGGACCAAGCUGAGGCCCGGAGCCGCUGGCAGGACGCCCACCUGAACCCAGACCAGAGAGACUUCAGCAUGGCCGACCACAAGUUUAAGGAAGUGGCCAACCAAGUCAACAACGACAUCAACAAGGUGUGCAUGCCCAUCGGACUCCACACGUCUUUCCCCAACAACAACCUGCAGCUGAUGGUCCAAUCAGGAGCCAAGGGGUCUACGGUCAACACCAUGCAGAUUUCCUGUCUGCUGGGUCAGAUCGAGUUGGAGGGCCGCAGGCCUCCACUAAUGCCUUCUGGGAAAUCCUUGCCAUGCUUCCAGCCGUACGACCCUUCACCCGGGGCGGGGGGUUUCGUCUCAGGACGGUUCCUCACAGGAAUCAAACCACAGGAGUUUUUCUUCCACUGCAUGGCGGGCAGAGAGGGAUUG
Cheilinus undulatus (humphead wrasse) is the source of this 2994-nucleotide messenger RNA. RefSeq names its product RNA polymerase I subunit A (gene polr1a). Gene Ontology annotation, molecular function: DNA-directed RNA polymerase activity; DNA binding. Gene Ontology annotation, biological process: DNA-templated transcription. The transcript is spliced from 23 exons. The annotation marks the transcript as partial. Lineage: Eukaryota; Metazoa; Chordata; Actinopteri; Labriformes; Labridae. The record is from RefSeq and is a predicted model, not a curated record. Gene Ontology annotation, cellular component: RNA polymerase I complex.